CGCCAGGACAGCUGCCCGUGGAGCCGCACAGGUUCCACCACCCUUGCCAUAAAUUUUGAGUUGUAUUUGGAAAAAUACUGGCCAGAAAGAAAAAAAAAUGAUAAAGUUUUUCCUCAUGGUGAAUAAACAAGGGCAGACCCGACUUUCUAAGUACUAUGAACACAUGGAGAUUAACAAGCGGACACUUCUGGAAACCGAAGUCAUAAAGAGCUGUCUCUCUCGAUCCAGUGAACAAUGCUCUUUCAUUGAAUAUAAGGAUUUUAAGCUGAUAUAUCGUCAGUAUGCAGCACUCUUCAUUGUGGUUGGAGUUAAUGACACUGAGAAUGAGAUGGCUAUUUAUGAAUUCAUUCAUAAUUUUGUGGAAGUUUUAGAUGAGUACUUCAGCCGAGUGAGUGAAUUGGAUAUAAUGUUUAAUUUGGAUAAAGUACACAUCAUUUUGGAUGAGAUGGUGUUAAAUGGCUGCAUCGUGGAAACUAACCGGGCAAGAAUUCUUGCCCCUCUACUAAUUUUUGAUAAGAUGUCAGAAAGCUGAACAGUGGAAGGCCUGGCCAGACAACACUGAUUUCUAGAAAUGCAAAUGCCAUGAAAUACCUCUCAACAUCUGUAGCCCAUAAGAAUCUGGAAGACCACACAUUGCAAAACGGGGUAUCCUUCCAAAAACAUUAUAAAUAGGCAUUUUCCACAUUUCCUAAAUAGAAAACAAAAGUAUAUUUUAAAAUCUGAUGUACAAAGGAAAUUUUUAUCUAAAUUGUCAGAAGUUUUAUUGUCUAACUGUAGGCAUUUUUCCCCCACUAUAAAAUUUGGGAAAAGAAGUUUUGGGUCUGUGCUUUCUUUCAACUAUUAAAAAAAUUUUUUUUUAUAUGAUAAGACAAAAUUUGCCAUUUUAGCCAUUUUUAAGUGUACAAUUCAGUGGCAUUGCUCCUACAAAGUGUUGUGCUACCAUCUUCACCUUCCAUUCACUAAAACCACUUUUUCAUCAUCCCAAGCAGAAACUCUUUAUCCAUUAAACAGUAAUUCCCCAUUCCCCUUACCCCCAGCCCCUGGUAAUGUACGUCUAAUAUACUUUUUGCUCUAUGAAGUUUCUUAUUCUAAAUAUUUCAUAUAAAUGGAAUCAUAUAAUAUUUGUUCAUGUCUGGCUUAUUUUACUCACAUAAUGUUUUCAAGGUUCCUCCAUGUUGUGGUAUGUAUAAGAAUUCAUAAACGUUGAUAUACCACAUCUUGUUGGUAUCCAUUCAGCCAUCAAUGGACAAUUGUAUUGUUUCUACCUUUUGGCUAUUGUGAACAAUACUGCUAUCAACAUUGGUGUACAAGCAUCUGAGUCUCUGCCUUCAGUUCUCUGGGGUAUCUACCUAAGAGUGGGAUAGCCUGGUCAUAUGGUAAGUAAGUGUGUGUUUAACUUUUGGAGGAACAGCGAAACUGUUUUCCACAGGGACUGCACCAUUUUAUAUUCCCACCAGCAAAGCACUAGAGUUCCAAUUGUACCUUCUUUUGCAGAUGACAUCAGGGAAUAGCAGGAUGGGUGUGGGAAGAAUGUAUGGCAGCUAUCAGCCAGUAAAAUUUUUAAAUUGACUUAAUCACAUAUAGCAUUUUAAAUAACAUUGUUUUCUGAAUGCUAUCUUUUUCCUAAGAAAGUCAUAACAAAAACUGCUUUUACAAAACUUUACUAUAUCAUCUACCUAACGAAGACUGCAGAAUUAAAUUUUAUCUUAUUUGCCAGUUUCUAAAGGCCUCUGGCAUCCAUUUUAAGGGCACUCCGCAAUCUACAAUGCCAUCAUGCAAUUAACUCUGGAGAAUGUUACUAUCAAAUAAUGGAUGAUUAAACAUUGAAACAGAAGUCCUAACUGUCCUUUCUGCCACAUUUUAAAGGCUAUGUCUUACAAUUAAGUGUAUUUGUUAAUUAAAUUUACCUUUAGUUCAAAGUUUAAAAAUAAAAUACAAUAGAACAUCUCUGUUGAGAUUGGCAUGAAGUAUAUUCUUUUCUCCUUCCUAUUACUUAUUUCUUUAACCCCUUUCUCUUGGAAUGUUUUGAAGCAAAGAAAACUGCUACUUCUCUACAGAAAAAAAGAUGCCCUGCAUCCCCUAAACCAUUUCUAUAUGCACUUGUUCCUCAGUAGUAGAACACAGAGCUUAGUAAAAGCAUGAAUAUGUACAUGUCAGGGUAGGAGGGUAAGCACAGUUGAAGAAGAGUCUUGACAUGUUAAGGUAGUUUGCCAUACCAUGUAGUGCCCCAAGAGUUCUUUCAGCUACAACACUCUAUCCUCCAAAAGAGAACAUCAGUGGACGGUGGAGAGUGGGGGUAUUUUAAGUUCUUUACCUACUAUCAUUUUCUAAAAGUAUUUACAUAUUUCAAAGUUUGCAUCUGAAGUUUGCCUGAAGACACAGGCAACCAGUCUUAGCACCUGACCGAGUUGUUUCGGACCCAUUCAGGAAGGCAGAGAGAGGGCUUCUGACCUACAAAACAGUAGUGGUGCGUGUGUAUAGAUCAACCUUUGUAUUAAGCAGCCAAGGUUCUGGGGAAAGCCCAGUGUAGACCAAAGUGCUUUGGAGGUCUUUUUGAGACAUAUUAGUUGGGAAAUACUGUCCUAGUUGGUAGGCACUUAAUCAGUAGCAUAUUCAGAUAACUCCUGAAAGUGGUACACCAGAAGUAGCUAGGGAGUGAACAAAAUUAAUUUUUGGGUCACACCAAAAUAGUAGUUGAAUUACAUCUUGGCACAGAUUUUAAUACCUUGAGAGUGCAAUAACAGUUUUUAAAAAUACUAGGUAGGUAUCACAGAAAAAUUUCUCGAGAACCUAGUAUACACGGAGACCCCAGUAGAUGUCCUGUAGCACCAGACUUACUUAUGUAAAGUGAACUGUAAUGAGACUUGUGUUACCAUCUCACUCAAAACUUUGACUACCAGUUUUAAGUGAUUUUCACAUUUGUGAAAUACAAGUCUCAGUUUGGCCAGCUUUCACUUACUUUCUGCAUCAAAUAGUUACAGAUUUUAUAAGAUUCAUUAAUUUUACUUGCUGUAGCAAUUUUCUAGACCUGGGGUUGGGGGGCUCAACUAUUCUUGAUAAAAGCUGGCCAAUGACAGACAUUUUAAGAGACUGAAAUAAUGGUAAGACUACAACAUAUCAACUGGAUCUUAAUUCUAAAGGUAGCAUAAAGUUUUAGUCAUAUAUUCUUAACUUUACUGAGACCAUCAUUACCACUAUUUUUUUGGAUUAAAGCAUGGGUCAUACAUUUCAAUAUUACUAUGUUUUAUUUUAACUCUUAUUCUCAUAGAAAACUGUGACACUGACAAUGAGAUGAAAUAUUUAAAUGUUACCUCUGAUUACAGUCAAAAUUCUCAUGUAAUAAUAAUACUCAAGUCAUUGACUGUAGUGGGAGAUAUCUCUUCUAAUGUAGAAAGGGAAUGUACCUUUGAAACAGGUAAAUAAUGGGCAAUUUCAAAACAUGCUUUGGAUUCCUAAAAAAGCCAUUAUGGCUAAAUCAGACGUGACAUUCCAUGUCUAUAUAUGCAUAGACAUGGGAGAUGUGGUAAUCCCAGGAAUGUGAAAAAUGGAAAUACAGCCUCGUUUUCAAAACCAAAAAAUAGCAUUCCUGGUGAUUUCUUUUCACACCAACACAACAUUCUAAACUGUUCUUGGAUCUUAGAUUUACACUUCUCUGCAAAUACAAUGAUGAGUAGUAGAUCUGAUGUUUAAAAAGUUAACACAAAUACCUUGGUAGUUUCUAGGCAGACUCAACAAAACAUUGGAUUACAUAAUUGUGUGUGACCAUAUAUUUCAUCUAGCCUUCCAAUAUCAGUAAGUAUAUUUAUCAUAGAAUAAUACAUUUCUUCAUAUAGUAAUUUCAAAAAACUAAAUCUGAAUGAUUCAAAAUAAUUAACUGAUUAAGUUCUUAAGUGAGGAAAUGGCAGUGAAACAGUCACAUGACACAAUUUUGUACGCUGCAAACAUUUUAAUGAUUACUGUUGAGCAUACAUUUUGGAAAUUUUUUACUUCAAACUGCAACAAGUUAAAUAAAUGUUUAUAAUAUACAAAGAAAAUACAACCAAAAGUAAAACUUGCUUUAAGUGUGUCUUGCACCUAGACCAGUGUUUUUUGUUUUGUUUUGUUUUCUUUUUUUCUUAAUAUAUAUUUUUGAGCUGCACAAACACACUUAAGAAAUUUGAUCUUUAUAGUAUGGCAUUUAGGAAAUAAAAAUAUACUCCCACCUCAAAGAAAUAAAAAGGUUGUGCAUGAUUAUAUGCCAAACAAAAGAGAGAAUGCUAGAAUACUCUGAUAGUGCAGGCAUCAUUAAAAAGGAAAAGAAAAAGCUUGAGAUGCUCAUUAACUCUCUCUGUUUUAAGGAAGCAGGAUUUUUGACCAAGUAGCUUAUAAGCCAGCAAAACAGGGAUCAAUGAUGGCAACUGUAGUGUAUGGAGUAUGAAAUGACAAACUUUACACAAAUGCACUGUUAGAAAUUUACCAGUGAACACUGAAGAUCUGAGAAGCUGCUCUUUGGAACAGUCAAGUCGGACCACCUUAUUCUAGUCACGUAAGCCCUUGUAGCAACACACAGUGUUCUGUGCCAUAUACUUGCUGGCUGGGUAGUUAAAGGAUUUGUUUUGUCAUUAGCAGCUAACAAACUUAUUCCACAUGUUCUUAAAGCCUUAAAGGUGGAAAAAAAGGCAAGUGUCAUCAGCAUGGAGGGUCAUAUACUUCUCUGCACACAAACACAAGAGGCUUCACUAGUAUUUAAAAAGUCUCUGAUGUCUUCCACUGCACUCCAAAACUCAAUUGAGAUGAAAGCCCUUCUCCAUUGUAGCAGCUAGCAGGCGCUCUCUCAUGAUUUCCUCAGAAGAAUACUCAGGCAACUUAAGAUAAUGCACACACGUAUUUACUGAUGGAUAGCUUGCAUCAGUAGCAUCAACCUACAGAAAGAAAAGUGAAAACAACAGAAGAUCAUGAUUUUAAAUAUUUAUUUAUUUCAAUCCUUAAGUAACCAAAUUCAAUUCUGAUUCCCCAUUAGCUAGAGAGUUUGUACCUUGCGUACAACUGUGAGCCGGGGAUGCAGGUUAGCCAGUCCACCUGGGGGCAGGGUUGAACAACCAGUGGUAAACUGUAGGAAUGCUUUCCUUUCGUCUGAAGACAUGCCACACAAAACCCUCACAAACCUCAGGAAACCAGGGCUAAAAGAACAAAACAUAGUUAUAUUGAAUUGACAACAAAUUUAAAUGAAAAACAUUACUACUACUUUGUAAGCCAGCAAUACCCAAAAAAUGAUAUCUAUAUGUCAGAAAAACAGCAAUAUCUAGAACUCCUAGGGAAGGGUGAAAUGGGUUGAUGCACACUACUUUAAAAAAACAUGUUUAAAUAACUGUUUAAAAAAAGGAAAGUAUCCUUCAAAAACUGCAGUGUACCUAUAAAUGGUACAUACCAAACAGUGAGGGAAUAUAUGGAUCAAAUAUGCAAAUUAGCAUAUCGGAGAAGUUCCAGAUGCACUUGCAUAAUUCAUCAAAAUAUAGUUAAAUUCCCAAAGAUGGCAUGAAACAAUGCAUUUUUUUACAGUAAAAUGGUUAAAUAUAUUAUGGUAAAUGUGUAAUGAAUAGUAUAUAUCAACAAAAUCAAUUAUUGCUACAUACCACAGCAUGGAUAAAUUUCAUAAUCAUAAUGUUAGAUGAAAGAAGUCAGACCAAUAAGAAUACACAAUCAAGAUUUCAUAUUUUAAAGUACAAAAACAAGCAAAAUUAAUCAGUGGAUAGUGAUUAAAUGGCUAGGAAAGAGUAUAGUGGGGAAGGGAACUUCUGGAGUUGUUUUGUUCUGGAUACCAAUUAUACGGGUAUGUUUACUUUGUGAAAAUUCUCCAAGAUGUACAUGUAAUUUGUGCACUUUUCUCGUUAUACUUCGAAGUUUACUUUAAUAGUAUGGCUCAUGAACUUGAUGGCUAAUGUGUAUACAUGGGAGAAUGUCUAUGUUUUUGGGAAAUGUACACUGAAGUGUUACAAAGUAAAUAAAGGGACAUAAGAGGACAACAUAUUCUCAAAUGGUUCAGAAAAAAAUAGCAUGUGUGAGUACAUACAUACAUUAUGUGUAUCAAAAAUAUGUCUAAUCAAUGGAAAUAUGGCAAAAUGUCAAAUACUGGUGAAUCUGGGUAAGGGGUAUAUAUGGGAAUUCUUUUUAUGAUACUUGGAACUUUUGUGUAAAUUUAAAAUUAUUUGAAAAUAAGACUAAUAAAAGCAAUAUAGCCUAAGAGUU
Messenger RNA from Choloepus didactylus (southern two-toed sloth), 6225 nucleotides. It is a transcript of the gene AP4S1, whose product is annotated as adaptor related protein complex 4 subunit sigma 1. Gene Ontology annotation, biological process: protein transport; vesicle-mediated transport. The coding region runs from base 98 to 532 and encodes 144 amino acids. NCBI's taxonomy places the organism in Eukaryota, Metazoa, Chordata, Mammalia, Pilosa, Megalonychidae. Gene Ontology annotation, cellular component: intracellular membrane-bounded organelle. The record is from RefSeq and is a predicted model, not a curated record. The transcript has 6 exons.